CAGAGCUCAGCUGAUCGACAACAGCAAACCAGAACCACCGCCUACUCGAAGCAACAGCAACCAUGGCACGGAGGACGUCGAAGCUGCCUCAGAUCGCGACGAUCCUGCUCGCCGUCCUGCUGCUCCUGCCGUCGGCCGCCAUGGGCAAGGCCAUCGACGCCACCAAGACCCAGCGCCUCGACCUGCCCGACGGGCUGAUCGGCCCCGAGAGCGUCGCCUUCGACCGCCGUGGCGCCGGGCCCUAUGUCAGCAUCUCUGACGGCCGCAUCCUCAAGUACGCCGGCAAGAGCGUCGGGUUUACCACUUUCGCGUACAGCCCUAGCUACAUCAAGAACAACUGCGACGCACCGUCUGAGCUCCCAUCGGUCGCCACCGAGAGCUCGUGCGGCCGGCCGCUUGGCCUUCGGUUCCACAAAAACUCUGGCGAUCUGUACAUCGCGGACGCAUACAUGGGGCUGAUGCGCGUCGGGCCGAACGGUGGGGAGGCGACCGUGCUUGCCACCGAGGCCGGCGGCGUGCCGUUACGCUUCACCAACGGGGUAGACGUCGACCAGGUCACCGGGGAUGUCUACUUUACCGAUAGUAGCACGACAUACUCUCGGGCGCAGCAUCAGAUGGUCACCGCGUCGGGAGACUCGACGGGACGGAUCAUGAGAUACAAUCGACGGACUAACAAGGUCACCGUGCUCCAGUCCGGCGUGACAUACCCCAAUGGUAUCGCCAUUAGUGCCGACAGGAGCCACCUCAUCGUCGCCCUUACUGGACCAUGCAAGCUGAUGAGGUAUUGGAUCCGGGGGCCUGAGGCAGGGACAUCCGAGUUGUUCGCUGACCUGCCGGGAUACCCGGACAAUGUGAGGCCUGAUGGAAAGGGAGGGUAUUGGGUGGCGUUGCACCGUGAGAAGUAUGAGCUCCCGUUUGGAAAGGACAGCCACUUGGUCGCUAUUAGGAUCGGCGCUGAAGGUGAGAAGUUACAAGAGAUGAGGGGUCCCAAGGAUGUUCGACCAACAGAGGCAGUGGAACGAGGGGACGGCAAAAUUUAUCUUGGAUCCGUAGAGUUGCCAUAUGUUAGCAUUGUUAGUAGUGUUUAG
Messenger RNA from Setaria italica (foxtail millet), 1088 nucleotides. RefSeq names its product protein STRICTOSIDINE SYNTHASE-LIKE 10. Gene Ontology annotation, molecular function: strictosidine synthase activity. The transcript has a single exon. Gene Ontology annotation, biological process: biosynthetic process. Lineage: Eukaryota; Viridiplantae; Streptophyta; Magnoliopsida; Poales; Poaceae. The record is from RefSeq and is a predicted model, not a curated record. Bases 63 to 1088 code for a protein of 341 amino acids.